This is a messenger RNA of Plasmopara halstedii, 1497 nucleotides long. RefSeq names its product Protein tyrosine phosphatase CDC14. The record is from RefSeq and is a predicted model, not a curated record. The transcript has a single exon. The coding region runs from base 1 to 1497 and encodes 498 amino acids. NCBI's taxonomy places the organism in Eukaryota, Oomycota, Peronosporomycetes, Peronosporales, Peronosporaceae.
AUGAAGCGUCGAUCUGGUCUUCCACCUGCUCCUAUUGAGUUCUAUCCACGACGUUUUUAUUUGCUACUUAUUCGAGACCAACCAACUUGCUCAAUUUAUCGUUCAAAGACAAGCGAAGACGAUUUCUCAAACAUCGAACGAUCGUUUAAACGACGUUAUUUUCCAACAAUACCAGGCAUUCAGUUUAUAUCACUGAAUCAACAACUUCCAAGUCAGGAAAUGGAUCUUGGAAUAGACCACAUGAUUGCUUUCAAUUCUUUUUUAACGACACAUUUAAAUCAAAUGACAGAUGAUGUUAAUCACGAACAAAAGACUGAAAAGAAAGCAUCAAAUGUGCAAUAUUUCUAUCUCUUAAGACGAUAUCUUUGGCAAGAGAUUCAAGCAAUACAUUUCAUUUGCCGAUGGCGACUCAUGUAUCUUCACGUUUCUCCACACGAAGCUUUGGCUCCAUUUGAACAUCUUUCAUCUCGAUUUUCAACACUUUCGUCGAAUGUAUAUGGAGUACCUGAUUUAUUGGAAUCGUUACAAGGAAUUGCAAAAGGUUUUGAAAUGAACCUUUUCGAUCAAUCGUUUUCAUUCAAACAGACUAGUAAUCCAUUUGACUUUCGAUUUAUAUCGAAUCGAUUUCUUGUCUUUCGUGGAUUAGAAAACGAGGAAAGGAUGUUUCAAACAGAAGAAUUGCAAUCGAGUGUUCAAUGUGAGCCAUUAUUUUCGAGUCUAAAGCAAUAUCAUGUAAGUCUUCUCCUUACUUUCAACAAACGUGCUAGUGAUUCAAGUAAAAGUGUUCAAUUUGGAGUUGAAACAAUCAACAUUUCAAUAUCAUCAGUAAUUGAAAGUGUAAUGAAAUUUCUUGAAAUUUUUGAGAAUUCACAAGGUUUGAUUGCUAUCGAUAGUUCUAAAGACUUUGGAAAUAUCGUUACUGCUACAUGCCUUGGAUGUUUUUUGAUGAAACAUUCGACAUUUACAGCUAAAGAAGCACACUCUUGGCUUCAUUUCUGUCUUUCGCGUCAACUUUCGAACGAAUAUCUUCAUUUUCUUUAUCAAUUGGAAUCUCAAAUGUUAAUAGAAGGUGAACGUUUUCAACAAAAUAUUCGUGUUUCUCGAAAUGAUUUCAAUUCUUCAAUCUCAACAGAUUCCAAACAUAUGAAAAUUGGAAAAAUUCGACUUGGUCGUUUAGCAUUGUUAGGAACUCGUGCUCGAGAUACAAAAAGGAUGGAAUCAAUUCUUACAAAUUGUGUCUCAAGUCGAAGUUUUGAAAGUCCAAACUCGCCAACUCGAGCCACAACAAUUGCUCAAUUUCAACGUCGUCCAGUCACUCAAGGAAAUCCUGGCAAUCGAAGAACUUCUCGCUUUCUUGAAGGAAUGAAUUCACGUGUUGACUUUGCUUUAAUGCAUAAAUUUCUUCAUCAACCACCAAGUAUUACUUGUUCAACUUCAAAUGUCCCACUUGGAGUUCAUCGAAAAGUUACACAAUUGGAAACAUCAAAUUGUUUAUAA